Messenger RNA from Rhagoletis pomonella (apple maggot), 938 nucleotides. RefSeq names its product phosrestin-2 (gene Arr1). The record is from RefSeq and is a predicted model, not a curated record. Gene Ontology annotation, molecular function: G protein-coupled receptor binding. NCBI's taxonomy places the organism in Eukaryota, Metazoa, Arthropoda, Insecta, Diptera, Tephritidae. Gene Ontology annotation, cellular component: cytoplasm. Gene Ontology annotation, biological process: G protein-coupled receptor internalization; signal transduction.
AUGGCAUCAUCGUUUUGGACGAGGAAUAUGUUCGGCAGAACCGCAAAGUUUUCAUCCAACUCAUCUGUAACUUUCGUUAUGGACGUGAAGAUGACGAGAUGAUCGGCUUGCGCUUCCAAAAGGAGCUAACACUCGUCUCACAGCAAGUGCAUCCACAGCAAAAGGUUGACAUACAAUUGACAAAAAUGCAAGAGCGUUUGCUGAAGAAACUCGGUUCCAAUGCUUUCCCAUUCGUUAUGGAGUUACCUUCCAGUUCACCAGCUUCGGUGGUCUUGCAGCAGAAGGCCAAUGAUGAAACGCAGCCUUGUGGUGUACAAUACUUUGUGAAGGUCUUCACAGGCGACAGUGACUGUGAUCGCUCCCACCGUCGCAGCACCAUCAAUUUAGGUAUACGUAAGGUGCAAUAUGCACCCACUAAGCAAGGAAUACAGCCAUGCACAGUGGUGCGCAAAGAUUUCCUACUCUCACCCGGUGAGCUGGAGCUUGAAGUUACGCUCGAUAAGCAGCUAUAUCAUCACAGCGAGAAAAUUGCGGUGAACAUCUGUGUGCGCAACAACUCAAAUAAGGUGGUGAAGAAGAUCAAGGCUAUGGUGCAGCAAGGCGUCGAUGUUGUACUCUUCCAAAAUGGACAAUUCCGCAACACGAUUGCAUUUGUAGAAACUAGUGAGGGUUGCCCGUUAAAUCCAGGCUCGAGCUUGCAAAAGGUUAUGUAUUUGGUGCCAACUUUGGCUGCGAAUUGUGAUCGAGCUGGUAUUGCCGUCGAGGGUGACAUCAAACGCAAAGAAACUUCACUGGCAUCCACAACACUCAUUGCCAGUCAGGAUGCUCGCGACGCUUUCGGAAUCAUUGUUUCAUAUGCCGUUAAGGUUAAGCUAUUCUUGGGUGCUUUGGGAGGUGAACUAUGUGCCGAAUUGCCUUUUAUUCUAAUGCACGCAAAG